AUGACGCCCAGUCCCCCAGAUGAAGCGCUUCACUUUCGCGGAAAGACUCUGACCCCGGAAAGCCCUCGACCUCUACACAUUCCGGAGCCAUCCAAUAUCCCAGUCUUAGAGAACCAAAUGGACCCCGUCUUCAACGAUACCUCCACCUAUGAACGCUCGGUGUAUAAGCAGGUCCCGCAAACACACGAUGGAUGGUUGCACGGAGGGUUAAACGAUGGAGAGGGAUCGAGACAGACCCAAGAUGCUGAUAGUUUUCAUGGCUCGCAACCGAAUCGUGCGAUGCAAAAUGAAAUGAUUGCUUCUGCAUAUUACCCUCCCAACCCAGCGUCGGGGUCCGAAAACGCCGGUCAUCCGAGCUCAGGUUUCUUUCACCCCGAUUCCACUUAUCCCCAUGCUGCUCCGGUUGCUCCGGUAUCCCAAGGCUUUGCCACUGGGAAUGAAGUAGAUCAUGCCUAUGACCCGGAGCAGUCAAGGAUGCCGGAUCGCCUAAUUGAUGAGAAGGAGAGCGUGGGGCAUAGCGCGGAUGGUGUCAAUUUCCAGCAACUGCUCGACAAUCUUUCCCAGCCCAACCCUGGUGCAACCAUUCCCGCCGUUCCUUCCGCUGAUAACUCGUCUAUCCACCAAGCACCCGCGGGCGAGUCCCUCAAAUCCCAGGGCAUCCCUGCCCACCCUCAAGCCCAAAGCCACGAUUCUAUCCAGGCCCAUUAUAUCCCAAAUGGCGAGGUGACAUAUCACCAACUGCCGCCUGCCCAUGAUGCUGCUGCUACUGCGUCGCCUGCCUACUCCCCCCAACCUAGUAAUAUUCAACCCCAAGACCAGUCCCAACCAUUUAACAGUGCUUCUGGAGGGGCCUCAACCGUCAACAAUCCACCUCCUCCGAUUGGCACAUUCCCGCAAACCCCAUCUACUGGUGCCGAAUCUCAGGGCUCCUUGCAAGAGAUUUCUGUAGCAUCCAAGAAAGUCCGUGUUGACAAGCAGGGUCGGCCCAUCAAGCUUUCUGACGAUGAUACGCCUUGGGGUCCAGAGGUCCAAAAGAAAUAUGAUGAGUUUCUGCACGAUGAGCGGAUCUAUGUGACGGAAGGUCUUUGGGAUCGGUUCCCAAUCGGCUCCAGGUUGUUUGUUGGCAAUCUCCCUACUGAGAGAGUCACCAAGCGAGACAUGUUCCAUAUCUUCCAUAAGUACGGCAAACUAGCUCAGAUAUCGAUCAAGCAAGCGUACGGCUUCAUACAGUUUCUGGAGGCGAGUUCCUGUCAUGCGGCUCUUGGAGUCGAACAGGGAGCUGUCGUGCGGGGCAGGAAGAUACAAAUACCUAACCGUCUCCAGAUCUUGAAAUUUCAAAGCCUCAGCGAUCGACCCGACCCGCUCAAGCGCCUGAAACUUCCCGUGCACCGCCGCCACGUCGUUCUCGGUCACCUGAGUUCAGCCGUGCCGGUCCUGGGCGAACCAACCCCCGGGCCCCGGUCGAUCGAUACGACCGGUCUAAGCCCUAUGAACCAAGUCGGCUUCCAUUUAGCGAUUUCCGGGAUGAACCUUCUCACCGCAGCAGACGCGACGAUUAUCGCCCGCCACGAUCACCUUCCCCGCGACCGUUUCGGGGAUCUAGAGAUGGAUAUCGGUCGCGCGACAGAACGCCAGAAAGAUUCGAUCGCCGCGAGCGAAGGCGCUCCCGUUCUCCGCGUUCUCCUCGCUCUCCUUAUUCCAGAGACCGACGUUACCGGAGCAUCAGCCCAAGACCGCGCGGUAUCUAUGAAGGGGAAGCGGAUUUGCCUGUGCCUCGACGAGCUCAGCGAGAUGUACCAGAUGUGCAGAUCCUCGUGCUGGAGGAACUUGACAGGUGGGAACUUCGUUCUUCACGUAGAGAAUGCUUUCCGCAACCGUGGAUUGCGAGUGGAUGUCCUGGUGCUUGGUCCACGGAUUCCUCUUGGUGCUGCUGUGCAUCGUCAGUUUAUUGAAGGUGUUCUUGCCGUCGUCCGCCUCUCUCGUCCGAACCAAGUCUCUCGGAAGAUUCCUCUGCAGCUAUUUGAUCGAACCGCUGGAUUGGAUAACGUUCGCUUCCUUGAUUACCCUGAGCUCGAGCCUAAUAUGUCUGCUGAGCUCCUGAGCCACCAGUCCCAAGCGAUGCAGCGAGGAGCGGCCCCAACCGCAUUUGCACCGAAUCCUGGUUUCAUCGUCCCUCCAGUACAGCCUAUGGCGGUUCCUCCACCUGGCUUGCCUGCGCUUUCAAACCCACCCAAUAUUGCGAACCUUAUUGGUUCAUUGGAUGGUCCUAGCCUUUCAACCCUCUUGUCGGCGCUCCAGCGACCUCCCCAUUCGCAGCCCGUGUCUGCUACUCAGUCGCCCUUUUCCUCACCAAACCCACCUCCCGCCGACCUCGCUAGUCUCCUGACCAAUGCGCAUCGGCCCCCGCCUAUGCAAAAUACCCAACAACAGCCCCUCCCCCAUCCACCCUUCAACCUCCAGCCUGUAAAUGCACCAGUCAUCACCGAUCCAAACCUACUCUCGCUGCUGGCCAAAGGACUAGGUGGACAACCGCAGCAGGGCCAGGGACCCGUCGGUCCCCAGGUACAGAACCUGAUGCAGCACCUCGCUAAAUGGAAGCAAUGA
Penicillium crustosum is the source of this 2604-nucleotide messenger RNA. Its product is annotated as putative RNA-binding protein (Nab3). Bases 1 to 2604 code for a protein of 867 amino acids. The transcript is spliced from 5 exons. Lineage: Eukaryota; Fungi; Ascomycota; Eurotiomycetes; Eurotiales; Aspergillaceae. The record is from RefSeq and is a predicted model, not a curated record. Gene Ontology annotation, molecular function: RNA binding.